CAAGACCCUUAAGUGGAAGGAAGCGCUAAUGUUUAGAUUCAACUUAAUUUUUCUCGUGAGCCUUCCAUCUUGUUUCCUGUCUUUCUUUUCCCCUCAACCCAUUGUGCUUCGACUUGGCUUCCUAUUCUGCUUCUUGCUAUUUGAUUUUACUUAUAUACAUUAUUAUUGUAUAAAUACACCCAAUCAACCACAGUUUUCGUGUUCCUUCGCCCGAUCGACCAGACCGUUUAAACUUAAUCGACUCGUUCCAGCCCGAUCCCAACCGACUCAUCUUAGCCUCGAAGCAAGUCAUCGAUCCGUUUUCUUCUCCACACAGUUCGAACUCUCCUACCCGUCUACCCGCUUCCCGAUGAACAAAGACCUUUUAAGCGUACUUUGAAACUAUAAAUAACAAUGGCCGAUGAUGCUGCGGACCUGGCUUCCCGGCCUAAAGCCGCUAUAUGGUUCUCCUCAGACGUUGGAGAAGCCGCCCAAGGACCUUGGGGUUGGCGUCUCGAUGUUGUCACUCUACUCGCAGUUAUCGGCGAGUCAUCGGUAGCAGAACAUACCCAAACCAUUACCGCUAGCAUUUUUUGUCUCCUCCCGCGUAUUAUCCCCGCCCCUCAAGCUUUCUUAAAACCGUCUCGCCCGAUCCGACUCCCCGAAACCACUGCAAAAAUGACCGGCGUCCACAGUGGUGUUACCCUAGAUACCGUAGGCUUCUUUGCGAGUAUCAUCCACCCUCUCGAAGAGUUACAGCCAUACUCAGUUAAGGUCCUUAGGAUCACACAUGCCGACGACAAUGACGGAGAGGUCGCUGGCUUCCCAUCCCGGCCCACGAACGGGUCUACUUUUUUCUGGCCACGCUCGUCUAGAAAGCCCACUUCCAAUGUAACAUUUGAACUUCCUACUAUAUCUCGAAAUUCCCGAUCGGGCGGAGCUAGGUCGAGACGAACGGCGGCGAGUACAGCGUACAGUACAGGCGUCGAUGAAGAAGCUGGGGGACCUCACCCGGGUAUCAAAAAGCGAGCAACGUUCAAAGAGAAGGUCCGGGACCUCACGUCCAGACCUGCUAUUCCAGCUACUUUUUAUUCCCCUGUCCACAUACUUUCAGUCUUCUCCACUCUAUUGACGUUCGGUAUCAUUGCCUUUGCGGCUUAUUGGCAGGAUGGUACCGCCAUAAUUGCCGUCGCCCUCGUCUCCCUGGCGAGCUCCGUUGUUGGCUGGGCUUCGUGGUGGAGACCGCUGCUCAUGAAGCGUGACCAAAAGAAUGUAGUUCCUGACGGCGACGUAAUAAUCCGUACACGUGAAGGCGCGUUUCUGCUUGUCAAGUGCACUGAAGACGUAGCGCGAGAACUCUAUUCAGGCACGGAAGAAUGCAACUAUCGCGUUAGCGGACGCUCUUACCGGGUUCUCAUGGCACUCGGCACCUGCCUCUUGAUGGUGUCUGUCAUCCUCUUGGGUAAUUGCAAAUGGUACACACAGAUAUUCAUCGGCGGCAGUUAUAUCGUACUUAAUGGUCUUUACUGGGCCAUGGGGUUACUGCCCAAAAAGUAUUUUUGGGACUUGAGCCGCUAUAACAUCGAAGAUAUCACGCCAGAGGAUGCCCAGCAUGCCCAUCAGAAUACUGGCAGUGACAAGAGAGAAGAUAAAGCGAGCUUCACGCGAACUCUAUGGUAUGCUAUUCGAGAAACGAAGCUUACGGCUUGGGUUCACAGAAGCGGUGCUGCACCUGACACACAAAAAUGGCGCAAAUGGCUCGCCGAAGCUAAGAAAGCCGCAGAAGACGGGGAUGAAAACUGGAAACCUGUCGCUCGUAAGGACGAGAUCAUGGAGAUGAGAGAAGAUGAGCCCAACAGAAGUCCAGUUACGUCCGAGCCACCAGGAACCUUUGACACAGCUGAGCAAGCGGCACCACUCUCCCAAGUUCAACCACCCAACCAGCGUCCCAGCAACGGCGCCUUGUAGGCAAGACUACCUACAUCCACAACCCUAAUAUAGAAACCGGAUACGUUAGAUAUUCUAGCGCGAAUAUGCGAGUUACUAUUAUCAGAGUCGCUGAGCUUUGUUUAUAUACGGAUACUUGGGAGAUUGACAUUUUAAUUCGGAUCGAAUUUUUAUGACCCAUAACGAUUUUCUUCUAUUUUAUAUUUACGUUACAUAUUCAUUCCGAUGUUUGUAUCAUCUGGGUUUGCAUGGCUUGGGAGGCAUAAAACCAUUGGUUAUAAUAUCACGACGAUAUGAAAUUUAUUGGAUGGGCAUACUUCUUGAGGUGGGAUAUCUAGCAUUGUACAUAGCGAGGAGUUCUGGUGUGAUACGAAAAAACUGCUUGUGUUUACAAAAACUCUUGUAUAUAUAAGAUGCGUGUUUCUUUAGUUGUACAUUAUACGUCUGCUGCGGACAACAAUCGCUGGAGUUGAAGCUUCAAUUCUCUCACUUUUGUGCCUAGGUACUUUACGAACAGCUAACGAACAAUCUUCAAAAUUCGAUAUCAAUUAUUCAGUCACUAAAUUAGAUAUAUCAAAUUUAUCUCUUGGAA
Messenger RNA from Hypoxylon trugodes, 2518 nucleotides. RefSeq lists its product as uncharacterized. The coding region runs from base 394 to 1947 and encodes 517 amino acids. NCBI's taxonomy places the organism in Eukaryota, Fungi, Ascomycota, Sordariomycetes, Xylariales, Hypoxylaceae. The transcript has a single exon. The record is from RefSeq and is a predicted model, not a curated record.